CCUCGAGUCAUAAGAUCAUGUGGCUGGCCCAAACACAAAAGGACUACCGGUAUUUGGAAAGCUAAAGGUGAUCGUGCAUGAAUAUGGGAGCUUGAGAUUUUUAGCUAUUGACUAUCUAUAUUCUCAAUAACGAUUGUUUGUGACUAUGGACGGCUCGAAGAAAAUUCCCUAUGACAAGCUAAGAAGCCUCGAAGGGCCGAACGGCAUCGAGUCGGUCCCACUCCUAUCGACUGUCAAGUCUGUGCCCCCGCCAGAUCGCUGUAUGUUCACCUACAUGAUCUUUUUCCUACAUGGAAUUGGACAUUUGCUACCCUGGAACUUCUUCAUCACUGCAAACUUGUACUUCAAGACCAAGUUCACAUGUCCCAUUGAAGCUAACCCCAUGGUUAACUCCACGUGUGUUGGAUAUGAGGACAGCUUUGAGAACUAUUUCUCUGUGGCUUCUAUGGUUCCCAUUGCUUUCAUGACCGCUCUCAACAUAUGGCUUCAAUCAAAGCUGCGGUAUCAGUAUCGGAUGGUCUUGUCUCUCGUGAUAAUGAUGGUUCUCUUUGCACUCACCAUUGCCUUUGUUGGUAUACCCACAGAGUCAUGGGUGGACGGAUUUUUUGGUGUGACAUUGUUAAUUGUUGUGGUAUUGAGUGUGGCAUCUGCUAUCUUUCAAAGUAGCACUUUUGGUUUUGCCGGAGUAUUCCCACCGAAGUAUACGUCUAUAGUCCUCAGUGGACAAGCAAGUGCUGGUAUAUUCGCUGCUGUGGCCCAAGUUCUAUCCUUGGCCUUGGUGGGGAACAAAUCCACUGACAGUGCUUUCGGCUACUUUGCUGUUGCUCUUCUGGUGGUCAUCAUCUGUUUAGCAUCAUUCUUCCUCAUGCUACCCAUGAAAUUUAUCAAGUACUACCUUAACCAGACAAGUUACAGUAAUAUUAAAGCAAAACAAGGCUCAGUUGUUCAAGCCUCUGUGAAUGUGAAGAUUGUAGACACAUCUGUUCCAUACUGGAAGAUAUUCAAAGGGAUAUGGCUGUAUGCUGUCAGUGUGUUCCUGGUGUUUGCUGUGACCCUCUCCCUCUUUCCUGGAGUGUUAGCUAUCGUCCAGUCAAUGGAUUAUGUCGAAAACGGCACAAAUGUGUGGUCAGAUACUUACUUCACCCCCCUGGUCUGUUUCCUCCUGUUCAAUGUGUCCGACUUUGUGGGCCGAUUCAUUACCCACUGGAUCACUGCUGGUAGCCACAGUCUAGUGCUAUUUGUCGCCAGCGUUCUCAGAGUGGUGUUCGUGCCUCUCGUUCUCCUUUGUAAAUUCCAGGCAAGACAAGACCCUGUGUUCAACAGUGAUGUCUACCCUAUCGUGUUUGUGUCUCUCAUUGGGCUCACCAACGGCUACUUUGGAUCCGUCGCCAUGAUCAGUGCACCUCAGAGUCUGCCUGCUGACCAGCGUGAGACUGCGUCGACCAUCAUGGCUUUCUUCCUGUCCUUUGGCCUGCUAGUGGGAUCAUGUUUCUCCUUCCUAUGGGCCUACGUCGCCAAUCUAAGAUAUAUCUAAACUAACUAUUUUUAUAAUUAUGGCUGUGCACAUACGUGAAAUGUAUUAUUUUGUAUAUUAUUUGCUAACUCAUGUGUAUAUGUAUUACCCCAACCAAA
This is a messenger RNA of Halichondria panicea, 1632 nucleotides long. RefSeq names its product equilibrative nucleoside transporter 3-like. NCBI's taxonomy places the organism in Eukaryota, Metazoa, Porifera, Demospongiae, Suberitida, Halichondriidae. Gene Ontology annotation, cellular component: plasma membrane. Gene Ontology annotation, biological process: nucleoside transmembrane transport. The transcript is spliced from 13 exons. The coding region runs from base 146 to 1534 and encodes 462 amino acids. Gene Ontology annotation, molecular function: nucleoside transmembrane transporter activity. The record is from RefSeq and is a predicted model, not a curated record.